AGAAGAACUCCCACGCAUCCAACUUUCUCCUGUGCUCUCACACACGCACACACAAACACCGAGAGAGAGCCGAGUACACGGGAGCCAUCGACUUUCUGGACAGGCCGUCCAGAGCCCUGACAUGUCGCUCCUCAUCUGCGUUUGGACGACUUUAGCGGCGUUAUGCUGUCCCGCCUGGACGCAGGCCCCCGAGUUGGCGGACGUGUGCACGGAAGGCAGCUGCUACCCGGCCACGGGUGACCUCCUGAUCGGACGCGCCCACAAGCUGGAAGCCUCGUCCACCUGCGGACUCCGACGAAGCGACACUUUCUGUAUCGUGGGACACCUGGAGGAGGAGACCAAGUGCUUCCAGUGCGACUCCAGGGACCCGUACGAUGAGGACGUUAACCCGCAGAGCCACACCGUGGAGAACGUGGUCACCACCUUUGCACCCAACCGCCUCAAGACGUGGUGGCAGUCGGAAAACGGUGUGGAAAAUGUGACCAUCAAGUUGGACCUGGAGGCCGAGUUCCACUUCACACAUCUUAUCAUGACCUUUAAGACGUUCCGGCCGGCCGCCAUGGUGAUCGAACGUUCGAUGGAUUUCGGGAAGACGUGGCAGGUUUACCGCUACUUUGCUUACGACUGCCGGGCGACGUUCCCUACAGUGUCCCCGGGGCCCAUGGUCAAGGUGGACGACAUCAUCUGUGACUCGCACUACUCUGACAUCGAACCCUCCACCGAGGGAGAGGUGAUAUUUCGGGUGCUGGAUCCCGCCUUUGAGAUUGAGGACCCGUACAGCUUGAGGAUCCAGAACAUGCUGAAGAUUACCAACUUGCGUGUCAACUUCCUAAAACUGCACACGCUUGGCGACAACCUGCUAGAUACGCGAAAGGAGGUGACAGAGAAGUACUACUACGCCAUCUACGAUAUGGUCGUACGCGGCAACUGCUUCUGUUACGGCCAUGCGUCUGAGUGCGCCCCUAUUGACGGGGCGCCGACGGGGGCCGAGGGAAUGGUCCACGGGCGGUGCGUGUGCAACCACAACACCGAGGGCUUGAACUGCGAGCGAUGCAGGGAGUUCCAUCACGACCACCCCUGGAGGCCGGCCGAGGGCCGUAACACGCACGCUUGCAAGAGGUGCGAGUGUAACCAUCACUCCGGCUCCUGCCACUUCGACAUGGCCGUCUACAUCACCACGGGUAACGUCAGCGGUGGCGUAUGCGAUGACUGUCAGCACAACACAGUAGGCCGCCAGUGCGAGCAGUGUGCACCCUUCUUCUACCAGAACCCCAACCGUGACCUCCGGGACCCCAACAUCUGCGAACGUAUGUUCAAAAGCCUCACGUCUAAGCAUACUGUUUGGUUCUUGAACUUGUCUAAUCAAAAACUUUCCCCCCCAGCUUGUAAUUGUGACCCAGUAGGCUCCCUGCAGGGGGGGCUGUGUGACGCCAGGACGGACGUGGUUGCCGGACUCAUCUCGGGCCAAUGCCGUUGCAAAGCCAAUGUGGAGGGGUCGCGCUGCGACCACUGCAGACAUGGACACUAUGGACUAGGACAGGGGUCGCACGGAUGUCUGGCUUGCGCCUGCAACCCACUGGGAACACUGCCUGGAGCCAACUCUUGCGACUCGGAGUCAGGAAGGUGCUACUGCAAGCGGCUGGUCAGCGGACAUGAGUGCAACCAGUGUCUGCCACAACACUGGGGUCUGUCCAAUGACAUGGACGGAUGCAGACCUUGUGACUGCGACCAGGGAGGGGCCCUCAACAAUAACUGUGACCCGGUGUCUGGACAGUGUGAGUGCAGGGAGCACAUGUUCGGUCGGCGGUGCAACCAGCUGGAAUCCGGCUACUACUUCAUUGCUCUGGACCACUACACCUACGAGGCUGAGGAUGCCAAGCGCGGACCUGGCGUGGUGUUGGUUCACAGACCUUACCCUCUGGAUCGCAGCCCAACAUGGACCGGGAUGGGUUUUGUUAACGUACCAGAGGGAGCAUAUUUAGAGUUCAUCAUUGACAACAUUCCAGAUUCCAUGGACUACGAUGUUCUCAUUCGCUAUGAGCCGCAGCUUCCGGAGCAAUGGGAGCAAGUCAACGUCGAAGUCCAGCGUCCUGUCUUCCAUUCUCAAAACUACCCCACCCACUGCAGCGGUUCAUUCAGCGACGGAGACGAGCAGUACGUCUCUCUGCCACCCGGUUCAAGACACAUGUUGCUGCCCAGUCCCGUGUGUUUUGAGAAGGGACAGAACUACACGGUGCGCCUCAGCUUGCCCCGCUACUCAUCCUACAGUGACAUGCAGAGCCCGUACACACUCAUUGAUUCUCUGGUGUUGAUGCCCAGGGUGCAGGAACUGGAAAUGUUCCAUGGCACAGAAGGUGAAGCAGCAUGGGAUACUUUUGAGCGCUACCGCUGCCUGGAGAACAGCCAGAGUGUGGUCAAGAGCCCAAUGACAGACAUAUGCAACGACUACAUAUUCAGUGUCUCUGCACUGCUGCACAAAGGAGCCAUGCCAUGUAAGUGUGACCCGCAAGGUUCCGUCAGCGCCGUGUGCGAUCCCAGCGGAGGCCAGUGCCAAUGUCGCCCCAGAGUUGUUGGCAGGAACUGUGACCACUGCGCCCCCGGCACCUUCCUCUUCGGCCCCGCCGGAUGCAGGCUUUGUGAGUGCGACCCCCGAGGGUCAAACGAUGCACUUUGCCAUGAAUCGACGGGACAGUGUACAUGUGUUCCUGGGGCCACGGGGCGCCAGUGUGCCCACUGUCUACCGGGAUUUUGGGGAUUCCCUAAUUGCCGUCCAUGCCAAUGUAACGGCCACAGUGAGGUCUGCCACCCCGAGACAGGAGAGUGUCAAGGCUGCCGAGACUUAACCGCCGGACAUUACUGUGAGAGAUGUCUGAAUGGCUACCAUGGUAACCCAGAGCGGGGCUCCGGCAGCCACUGCCGACCGUGCUCGUGCCCCGACGGCCCACGUAGCGCACGUCAGUUUGCCGACAGCUGCUACAUGGAGGCCAGGACAAACCAGCUGGUGUGUGUUUGCAGCACUGGCUACAAAGGUGCCAGAUGUGAUGAGUGUGCCCCAGGUCACUUUGGCAACCCGUUGGUGCCCGGCGGGCGCUGCUUGGCGUGCCAAUGCAACGGAAACAUUAACAUGCAAGACCCCAAGUCCUGUGAUGCUCGUACAGGGUCAUGUCUCAAGUGUCUGUACCACACAGACGGUUAUGCCUGCCAGAACUGUAAAACUGGUUACUAUGGCAAAGCCUCCACUCAGAGCUGCAGAAAGUGCAUGUGCCAGCCGACGGGCACAGCCCCACAUGCGUGUUCAUCACCGGAUGAGUGCCAGUGCGACCAGCACAGUGGCCAAUGCCCCUGCCUGCCCAAUGUGGUGGGCCAGAACUGCGAACGCUGCGCUGAGGACACGUGGAACAUGGCGAGCGGGACGGGUUGCCAGCGAUGUGAUUGCGACCCCGUCCACUCCUACGGCUCCUCCUGUGAUGAGGUGACGGGACGGUGCUCGUGUAAACCAGGAUUUGGUGGCAGGACGUGUCGAGAAUGUCGGGAGCUCUUCUGGGGGGAUCCAGAGGUCAAGUGUCAUGCGUGUGACUGCGACCCUCGUGGGAUUUCUAGCGACCAGUGUGAUCGGGUGACUGGACACUGCACCUGCGUGGAGAGCGUUUCGGGCCCACGGUGUGACAAAUGCGCCAGAGGCUACCAGGGGGAAUUCCCGGACUGCCAGCCUUGCCACCAGUGCUUUGCUAACUGGGACGCGGUGGUUGAAGAGCUCACCAACCAAACUCACCGACUGGAGGCAAAGGUGACGGAACUGCAGACCAGCGGCGUGACAGCACCGUACAAAGACUUAGUGACCAGCCUGGAGACAAACAUUAAGGCGGUCAGGGAAAUUGUGGAGAGGAACCCUGCAGCAGUGAAGCUUAUGGAGAACCAGGACCUCAUGCACCAGAUCACCGGCGUCAUGUCCUACCUUGAUGGCAAGCUUAACACCACAGAGGAGACCCUGAACAUCCUCCAAAGCGAUGCCAACGCUACCGACGUAAACCUGGACGAGCUGACAGAGCAGGCCAACCAAUUAGCGCGCCGUGUCCAGGAACUCAGGCAGCAGGUGUUUGAUGCCAAGAAUGCCAACUUCGAGGGUGCCAUGGACACCAUCACAGAGGCAAACGAGGAAUCGUUACUUGCAGAAAUCAGAGUUAACGCUUCAACCAGUGACCCUGGAAACACGGUGCAGCAGUCGGGAACACUUCGCAAGGUGACUGAGGAGAAGCUGAAUACCAGCAGGAAGGAGUUUGAUCGCAGGCAUCAGCGAAACAAACAGAAAAUGGACAAGCUCACGGAUGAGAUGGACAAACUAAAUUUGUCACUUCUAAGCGAGAAGGUGUGCGGCAGUGAGGCUCAGGGUGACGAGUGCUCUGGCUCUUCUUGUGGCGGAUUGGGCUGUGUCGAUGAGAACAAUGCUCCCCAAUGUGGUGGCGAAGGAUGCAAAGGCAUCAUUGCGACCUCCCAAAGUGCUCUCAAGUCAGCCAGGGAGCUAGACGAGGAAAUUCUUGAAGCCAUGAAGGAAGUGGAUAAGCUUUCCAGGAUGGUGUGGGAGGCCAGCAAUCGAGCGAGGGAAGCCAAAGUAAACGCUCAGCAGGUGCUGAUUAAAUCUAACCAGAGCAAAGAGCGAGUGGAGCGGAGCAACGAGCAACUGCGCAGCCUCAUCAAAGACAUAAGAGAUCUACUCACGAACGACAAGGCCAACGCGUCUAUCAUCGAGGCUGUGGCCAAUGAGGUCUUGGAACUGGAGAUGCCCACGUCGACAGAAAAGCUACAGGAGCUGACCGCCGAAAUCAAGGAGAAGGUCAGCGCUCUGACCAAUGUUGAGAGCAUCCUUAGCCAGAGCGCUAAUGACAUGAAAGCAGCAGAGGAGCUGUUGAGGCAGGCCGAGGCCGCAAAUCAGGGCGCCAAAGACUUGAAGGAGAGGACAGACGCGGUGAAGACAGCUCUCGACGAGACCGAGCGUGCUCAGAGCCUCGCCGCGGAUGCCAUCCGAUUGGCCCAGAACAACACAAAGGGAACGAUGGACUUGAUACUUUCCGUGGACUCGGAGACGGCGGAGUCAGAGCUGCGUCUGGGCAACACCACGGGGCGGCUGCUGCAGCUGGAGCGCGAGGUGGGUCUACUGCGGCAGAACGAGCUCGAGGUCAACAGCCUGACGGAGACGGCCGACCGGACGAGCGAACGGGCCAAGAAGGAUGCCGACGAGGCCCAGCAGGAGUUUGACUCGGAGGUCAAAAACAAACUGGAAGAAGUGGAGGACAUGAUGGAGGACAAAGGGGAGUCGGUGCUGCAGGCGAGGGAACGAGCUGACGAGUUGCGUAAGGAAGCCGGCGAGCUGCUGGCUCAGAGUAGCAACAAGCUGCAGAGAUUGCAAGAGCUGGAGAGCUCCUAUGAGGCCAACCAGAAGAUCCUCGAGGCUAAAGCCGCAGAGCUGGCCCAUUUGGAGGAGAACGCCCGCCGAGUCCUGGAUGAUAUCAGCCACAAGGUGAUGCUGUACAGCACCUGCCAGUGAGGGAGGAUCCUGAAGCAGAUGAUACCCGCAGUUGGGCAGCUUUAGACUAUUCCGCUAUGAAAACCACUACAUGCCAAACGAACCUCGUGCCACAAUACCAAAGUGUCAAAAUUUUGACAGAGACGACUCACAUUACAUUAUAUUGGCAGUUGAACGUUUUUAACGUGCAAAGUUCUUGACAGUUCCACAAACUUGUUUUUGUGUACAUUAUCCUGAAAGCCACAGCACAUCAACAUUUUGUGAUUGAUUUCAGUUUUAUAGCACAACCGAGUAGAGCACGACGUGCAGUAUUGACAGAAAAAUGAUUAGUCUCUUUUCCUGAAAUAUUACUUUGCUACUUAACCCAAAAAAACUUUGAUGCAAUUAUAUCAUUUUCUAAAUAAAAAAAACAGGGACACAUUUGUUCCCCGAUAUUUGAUUUCAAUCAUGAAUUUAGAUCUUUUUGUCAAAUAAUAAAGCUUGACCCACACACACUUUAGCAGCAGUAU
Messenger RNA from Corythoichthys intestinalis (scribbled pipefish), 6030 nucleotides. RefSeq names its product laminin subunit beta-1-like. The record is from RefSeq and is a predicted model, not a curated record. Bases 122 to 5542 code for a protein of 1806 amino acids. NCBI's taxonomy places the organism in Eukaryota, Metazoa, Chordata, Actinopteri, Syngnathiformes, Syngnathidae. Gene Ontology annotation, cellular component: laminin trimer. Gene Ontology annotation, biological process: basement membrane assembly; tissue development; animal organ morphogenesis. The transcript has 32 exons.